AGUCGUUGAGGGAAUCGACUAGAGUCGUUGAGGGAAUCAACUCGGCUCGGCUCGCGCUAUGCCGCGGUUCAAGGCGCGUCUAUCCGCUUUCAUUCAUCUGGUCGAGCUCGCGACCGUGAGCAGGAUGUCGUGGAGCUCGGAGACCUUCUGACUCGCUCCGGGGCUUUUUUUUUUAUCCCUUCCUGCCGGAUCCAUCCCCUACUGUAGCUGUGCGAGCUUCUCCUUCUUCCCCCUUCUCUUCCUCUUCCUCUUUCUUCCUCCUCUACUUCUGGAGGAGCUUCUCUGUUUGUGGAUAUCUGAGGAACAUACAUAAGGAACGCAGGAGGAGCUUUUCUAUCUACGAGAUUUCCGCUGCAUAUUUCGCUUUUUUUCCCAUUUUCCUUCUUUUUUCUUUGUAUUUAUUUUUUAUAUAUUUUUUAAAUAUAUAUUUAUUUAUCUACACAUUUCGGGAUGAAGCCACCGCAGAUGAGGUUCAGGAGAAGAUCCUUCCUCGGACUUCUCUUCCUCUUCUCUCUCUCUACAUCGGCACUUUACUUCAUCUAUUCAGCUCCCGGUAUCGUGAACGAGUACCUGUUCAUGGUCCAGGCUCGGGGAAUGAAGAUCCGUCAGAACAUGAGGAACAUUGGAGCUCAGGUUCUGGAGCAGGUGGUGAGAAGUGCCUACAGUGCCAAUGGAACAGACUACUUGUAUGACUUUAACCUGAGUGAAACAGUUGCCCCGCCCACUCCGUACCUGCCCGUGGGGUUUACGUACCUGCCCACCGACAUCUGCCCUGAAAAACUGCCCACCAUGAACGGCAGGCUGAAGUUGGACAUGAGUGAGAUUUCUCUCGGAAAAGUGGAGAAGAAUUUACUGAAAUCCGACUCCCCAAUCCGCCUCGGAGGCCACUGGAAACCCCACGACUGCAACCCCCGCUGGAAAGUGGCCAUCCUGGUGCCUUUCAGAAACCGUCAUGAACAUCUCCCCAUUCUCCUGCGUCACCUCAUUCCAGUACUGCAGAGACAACGACUCCAGUUCGGCUUCUACGUCAUCGAACAGGCAGGAGACGAGCCCUUUAACCGUGCCAUGCUCUUUAACGUGGGCUUUAAGGAGGCGAUGAAGGACGUUCCGUGGGACUGCAUGAUUUUCCACGACGUGGAUCACAUCCUGGAAAACGACCGCAAUUACUACGGCUGCAGCGGAAUGCCACGUCACUUCGCCGUCAAACUCAACAAAUACUCCUACAUGUUGCCGUACGAUGAGUUUUUCGGAGGCGUGAGCGGUCUCACAGCUGAACAGUUUCAGAAGAUCAACGGUUUUCCCAAUGCAUUCUGGGGCUGGGGCGGGGAGGACGACGACCUCUGGAACAGGGUUCAGUAUGCAGGCUACACCGUGAGUCGACCUUCAGGUGACCUUGGGCGCUACAUGUCGAUCCCUCACCACCACAGGGGAGAAGUGCAGUUUCUGGGCAGGUACACGUUACUUCGUCACUCUAAGGAGAGACAGAGACUGGACGGUCUGAACAACCUGAACUACUCCCCCCUAGUGGCCAGGAGGAAUCUCUAUACCAACAUCACAGUCACGCUAAACCGAGACCUCGCUCCCAUCACGGACUAUUAACUCAGGCUCUGCCUCUCUGCUUCUCCACCUCUUUACUCCGCCUUUUACUCCGCCUCCAAGAUUCUCCUCUUCACCAGAAUCAACAGGAGGACCUCAGUCUGCUCUCCUGACCUCCCCUUAGUUUGAACAUCUAAAACUUUAUCCAAGACUCAUCGCCCAGUCUUGUUCCAGUAUCGCAUUUCAUCUCCUUUAUCUUAUCCAGUACUGAAAAGGAAAAACUCAGCAAUCCUGCUUCACGUCCCGUCAUAUCGGAACGGUCAACACGCCGUAAAAGGCAUUUUUCCCGCCUUUUUUUUUUUUUUUUUUUUUUUGCCGUCUGACCAUGCUCAUUUUUUCAGGAAAGCCUCUACAGAAGGAAAAGUGCCGGGUCUUUUUUUCCUAUUCAGACACCACUACAGCUAGACAGUGGAGUCUACGUGUUUACAACGGGAACGAGGACGCUAGCAAUAGCGAGCUGAUUAGCAUGCUAGUUAGCGUGCUGCAUCGCAGGAGAUCACCUCGUUCCUAUUGGGUACAGUGAAAAGCGCAGCUGGAUUCUGUGCGAAAGACGAACCGACACACACUGAUGGAAACGCAGUACCAACAUUUUACGUGUGUGUGUGUGUGUGUUUGUGUAUUUGUGUGUGGCCUGUCCUCUUCCCUUAUAUGGUAAUAACACACCACCUGACACCUGAAUGAUGGCACGACGACUCAUUACACUCGUUUGUUUGAGGUUUGCAUGGUGGAGCAAUACACAAGUCCAAGCACGACACACACACACACACACACACACAUCCACACACACCCACAUCGUUAGCAUGGAUUUGAAAAAUGUCUACAGGAAAACUAAGUUUUUUCUCAACUGCACUGAAAAAAGAAAAAAAUAAGGCUAUGCAAACCCACCGCUCCAUCCGUCUCCACAGACGCCGCGUUCAGGACGUCUGCCGUCCCGCUUUAUUUUCAUACGCGCAUUUAUAUGGAAAUACACGGCAUGCAUUCGCAUUGUGUGUGUGUGUGUGUGUGUGUGUGUGUAAAACAGGACAGAGAUAUGCAAACGCACAGCGCUGUUGUGUAACCCGAAGCCCUUGUUUGUUGAGCGAACGCUAGUUCUGCUAGUAAUGCGAAUAAACUAAUUAGAUGAUGCUAAUUUUUAUCCGUUUAAAAUUAAAAGCUAGUUUUAUCCGUUUAAAAAAAACAUGAAAAAAAAAAAUGUCAAACAUUAGUUUUGAAAGCGAUGAGCGAUGAUGUUAUUACAAAGACAUGGGCUAGCUACACCGCUACCACACUUUACAGCCUGUUUACAGUGUGUGUACUGUGUGUGUACAGUGUGUGUGUGUGUGUGUGUGUGUGUUUACCGUUAGCUACCUCUACACCACUCCAAACUCGUUGUCGCUAGAAUUUGUUUUUAUUCUAUUUUAGCUCGGGGCUUGGAUACAAGAACUUGCACAUCAAGCUAAGCCGACCUAACACACACACACACACACACACACACAUACACACACUUUUUCUCAUUCACUGGAGCCCUAUGACUCUCACUACAUUGUAAUUUUGUGAUUCAAGUGUUGUAUCGCAGGUAUAUAUGUGUGUGUGUGUGUGUGUGUGUGUGUGUGUGUGUGUGUGUGUGUGUGUGUGUGCCAGAGGCUGGUCCUCUUGUAUUUAUCCCAUGAUGGACAUGUUUUUUUUUUCCUGUUUUAAUUUGUUUUUAACGGACUGACGGAUCGAAAUGAGGAAAACAAAACAAGUCGAGCUGUGACGUUUAUAAAUAAGCAAAUAAAUAAAUAGAUAAAUAAAUAGAAAAGUAUAAAAAGGCACUGAUAAGCCGACACAGUAGAUGUCGAAUGUUUUGGGAAUCGGGAAAACUGAGGAACGGAGAGAACUGUUUCC
Molecule: messenger RNA, 3462 nt
Organism: Silurus meridionalis
Lineage: Eukaryota; Metazoa; Chordata; Actinopteri; Siluriformes; Siluridae
Gene: b4galt5
Product: UDP-Gal:betaGlcNAc beta 1,4- galactosyltransferase, polypeptide 5
Exons: 9
Coding region: 451-1599 (382 amino acids)
Biological process (GO): glycoprotein biosynthetic process; carbohydrate metabolic process
Molecular function (GO): UDP-galactose:glucosylceramide beta-1,4-galactosyltransferase activity
Source: RefSeq, a predicted model, not a curated record